Molecule: messenger RNA, 1285 nt
Organism: Dimorphilus gyrociliatus
Lineage: Eukaryota; Metazoa; Annelida; Polychaeta; Dinophilidae
Source: the annotation of a GenBank genome assembly
CAUUAUCUAACAGUUUUCACCAAUAUCAAUCAAAAUUAGCAGAAAUUUUGAUUCUAGUUUAGAUUAAUAACCUCCUUCUAGAUUAAUAGUCUAAUCAACGGGUUUUAAAGGGGAUUUAGAUACUUUAAAUUUUGAUUUCUCUUGUCAAAUAAAAUUUCGGAAGAUUAAGCAAACUAUGGCAGAAAAACCAACUGAAGAAUCUACUAAAAAUACCCUGGAUGGAGGAUUAGAAGCAUUAAGCAAGUUGUUAAACGAAAAAGCGAAAAUAGCAAAUGAAGAAGAAGAGACACUUCCAGAGCAAGUACUACCCGAAUUAACUUUUGCUGGAGUAGCUGAAUAUAUAAAAUCAAACAAAUGCAAGAAAGUUAUAACCAUGGCCGGAGCCGGAAUUUCAACAUCUGCAGGAAUUCCUGAUUUCAGAACUCCGGGAUCCGGUCUAUACGAUAAUUUACAAAAAUACAACUUACCAACUCCAACUGCAAUGUUUUCGAUUGAUUUUUUCAAGGAAAAUCCGAAUCCUUUCUAUGAUCUUGCUCGUGAACUUUGGCCUGGAAAAUUUCAACCAACUCCUUGCCAUAAAUUUAUUAAAAUACUAUGGGAUAAAGGACUACUUCUUCGUCAUUAUACUCAGAAUAUUGACAUGCUUGAGAGAGAGGCUGGAUUAACUGAUGAAAUGCUUGUUGAAGCUCAUGGUACUUUUAGUAAGGCGCAUUGUCUUAAUUGUAAAGCUGAGUACAGCCAGGAUUGGGUAAAAGAAAAAGUGUUUAAAGAAGAGAUACCCCGUUGCGAAAAAACUGAAGAUUGCUCCGGGCUAAUUAAACCAGAUAUCGUAUUUUUCGGAGAGGCCUUGCCAUCUUUAUUUCACGAAAGACUAAAAUCAGAUUUCCCGCAGUGUGAUCUUCUGAUUGUUAUCGGAACUUCUUUAGUUGUCCAACCAUUUGCUUCUUUGAUAAAUAAAGUUCCGGAAACAACCCCUAGAUUAUAUAUCAAUAUGGAACCUCCACCAUCUAAUGGACAGGAUUCUUGGGAGGCUCUUUUUUUCGGAGGUGGAUGUAAUUUUAGAUUUGGGCAAGCGAAUAAUUACAGGGAUGUCUUUUGGAAAGGUAAAGCUGAUGACGGAUGCAUAGAAUUGGCCCAACGCCUAGGAUGGGAGAAAGAGUUAGGUGUACCAACUAAGGUGUUUAAGAAAGACACACCUAUUAAAAAACAAUCCGACAAAAAGACUAAGCCUUCACCAAAGAAAGCAACAGAUGCUAAAAGUAAGAAAUUACCUAAAAAAUCUUAA